AUGAGUUUUUUAAUGAAAACCCAAUCUUUAUCCAAAAAAGUUGAAAAAAAUCUUAUUGUUGAAAAAAGACAAAAACAUAAUGAAGUUGAAAAAAGAAGUCGUUUAUUCAGAAAAAGUUUAAUUGAUAAAUUAAGUAAUGCAACCUUUGAUGACCUCUCUGAUGAUGAAAUGGGAACAGUUGAAGAGGUAUUGGAAAAGUCUGUCCACUUUAUUGAUUCUAUUUUAAAAAAAUUUGAAAUCACUGAUUUGAAUGAAGAGAUAUCAAAUACCCUCAAAUCUCCAAAUUUAAUUAAUUUUAAAUAUUGUUGUAAUAAUAAUAAAAAUAAAAAAUAA
This is a messenger RNA of Dictyostelium discoideum AX4, 333 nucleotides long. RefSeq lists its product as hypothetical. Lineage: Eukaryota; Evosea; Eumycetozoa; Dictyosteliales; Dictyosteliaceae. Bases 1 to 333 code for a protein of 110 amino acids. The record is from RefSeq and is a predicted model, not a curated record. The transcript is spliced from 2 exons.